Molecule: messenger RNA, 3150 nt
Organism: Ambispora gerdemannii
Lineage: Eukaryota; Fungi; Glomeromycota; Glomeromycetes; Archaeosporales; Ambisporaceae
Source: the annotation of a GenBank genome assembly
AUGGCGGAUAUUGAAACGAAAAUCAAAGCCAUUAAUGAAAAAUUAAAAAAAGAAGAGCAAAUGCGCCAUGGUGCCGUUCGGAUGAAAUCUUCAACCUCUAAUCCAAAAGUGCACGCUCAAUGUGAACAAAACAUUGCAGAUUCGCAACGACGUAUCGAGUAUCUACAGACAGAGCUGGGAAAGUUGCAGCUUCGACAGAAAACGCGUUCACAGACGUCGUCGCCUGUUUCUCUGCGACCUCACUCGGGCGAUAGUUACUCGAACGAGACUGUCGUGCAAGAAACGUCACAGUUUACGCCGUAUAUGAGUGGUGGUAGUGGAUCUUUCACGUACGAUUCUCCAACCACCCGAGGCUUUGACUCUAAUCAAAAUCAAUUGCAGGAGCUUCCACCAAUUCAGUCUGGACAGCAGGAACGAAAAGCACCCACGUCAAAUUUGGAUCUUAUCAAAUCGGAAACACCGUACUCCACGGAAAAAGUUGCGUUGAAGCUUCAUGAACUUGAAUUCAAGCUUUAUGUCGAAGAAAAAUUGCUAGAAGGCUCUCUGAAAAUGAGCACUGCGGUCCUGGUUCAGGAUCCAAAAAAUAAAAAGAGUAUCGCCGAAGUGAAAGGUAAAACUUUGGAGAGUAAAGAGAAAAUUGCGUUGUUGACGCGGGCUUUGCAUAAGUACAAAGAGUUGUAUAUUCCGGGAGCGGAGGAAGAUGACGAAGCAACUUUGAAUGAAGACGAUCAUCGAUCAAAUGGACUACUAAAACCUGGUCUUCGUCGUCCAGUCACAGGAAAACUAAUUAUUCGUGUGAACCAUGCGUUACAUCUAUCACAUCCUCCAGUCCGAGCAACGGAAACAACGGUGGUAAUCAAGGUCGACGGUGUACAAAAGGCAAAGACACGAGUGGCAAGAAAUGAUCGUUGGAAUGAAGAUUUUGCAAUACAUGUCGAGAAGGCAAGCGAAGUUGAAAUAACAAUUUAUGAUAAAUCGCAAGAUCAUCAGGUUCCAAUUGGGUUACUAUGGUUUAAAAUUUCUGAUAUUGCCGAAGAGCUACGGAGGAAAAGAGUGGUGGCUGGAAGUGCACCUGAUUGGGUAUCUGCAAAUAAUCGGUUUGAAAAGCAGGAUAAUAAUACGAAUCCGGGACCUGGGGAUGCAUAUGGUAUUCCGUAUCCUGCUACGCAGCCUCAGGGAGCGUCUCCACCGGAUGGAAUUGAUGUGUGGUUUGAAGUCGAGCCUGUGGGUCGGAUAGGGCUCAAACUUGACUUUGUCAAAGAAAAUCGAAAACGACCUGCUGAUGCUGGUCUUAUUCGAUUAGGAGCAUUUCGAAAAAAGAAGGGUGAAAUUCACUUGCAAAACGGGCACAAAUUUAUUCAACAAUUUUUCUAUCAAAUUAUGAAAUGUGCUUAUUGCGAAGAAUUAUUUGCUAAUGAAGGAUUUCAGUGUGAUGAUUGUAAACUGACUUGUCAUAAAAGGUGUUUUCAAAAAAUGGUGACAAAAUGUAUAUCGAAAGCUAAUGCUGAGAUGGAUGGUGACUAUAAACAACUUAACCAUCGUAUUCCUCAUCGAUUCGAAGCUAUAACAAACAUCAGUGCUAAUUGGUGUUGUCAUUGCGGCUAUAUGCUUCCAUUGGGAAAAAGAGGAGCGAAACGGUGCUACGAAUGUAAUAUUACCUGUCAUGCGACAUGCACCCAUCUUGUUCCCGAUUUCUGUGGAAUGACAAUGAAACGUGCCAGUGAUAUGAUUGAUCAAAUACAACGUGCCACCAUACUGCGUGAAAGAUCGGAAGAAAUGAAACGUAAAGGUCAAGAAGAGAAACUUAACUUCAUUCAUCCGGAUCAAUAUAAACCGCCACAGUCAUUACUAAUACAACCACCACCACAACAACAUCCUCAGUACCCUAUAUCGACAAUACCACAACAAUCUCAACAGAAUUAUCAGCAUCAGUUCUCACAAUCAUCACAACAACAGCAACAACCUUAUCCACCUCCUGUUAAUCAGAUACCAGAUAUUUAUCAUAUUGAUAAUGCGAUACCGCCACUACAAAUACAAGAACCUUAUCCGCCAAUGAAUCAGCCGCCUAUAAAUCAACAGCAAAUCAUACAACAACAACAAUUUUCUCCGCCACCUCCAAAAGUGCCUGACUAUAAUACGGUUAAGAAACCACGGAAGGUUGGGUUGGAAGAUUUUAAUUUCCUCGCUGUUUUGGGUAAAGGUAAUUUUGGCAAGGUAAUGCUUGCCGAAGAGAAAUACAACAAACAACUUUAUGCUAUAAAGGUUUUGAAAAAAGAAUUUAUUAUUGAAAAUGAUGAGGUCGAAAGUACUCGAUCAGAGAAACGUGUCUUCCAGGCAGCAAAUCGAGAACGUCAUCCAUUCCUGGUUGGACUACACUCGUGUUUCCAGACAGAAACCCGUAUAUAUUUUGUCAUGGAGUAUGUUAGCGGGGGUGAUUUAAUGUUGCAUAUACAACGUGAACAGUUUACUUAUCGCCGAGCACAAUUUUAUGCCGCCGAAGUAUUACUCGCCCUGGAGUAUUUCCAUAAACAGGGUAUCGUAUACAGAGAUCUGAAACUGGAUAAUAUUCUUCUGACCCUUGAUGGUCAUAUCAAGAUUGCCGAUUACGGUCUUUGUAAAGAGGAGAUGUGGUUUGGAAAUACCACUAAUACAUUCUGUGGUACACCAGAAUUUAUGGCCCCAGAGAUUCUUUUGGAACAAAAGUACGGCCGUGCCGUCGACUGGUGGGCCUUUGGUGUUCUGAUUUAUGAAAUGUUGUUGGGACAGUCGCCGUUCCGAGGUGAUGACGAAGACGAAAUAUUUGAUGCUAUUUUGGAGGAUGAGAUUCUUUAUCCUAUUAAUAUGUCGAGGGAUUCUGUGUCCAUAUUACAAAGGUUACUAACACGAGACCCAGAACGUCGUCUUGGUUCGGGACAAAGCGAUGCUGAAGAAAUCAAAAGACAUCCAUUUUUCAAAGGCGUAAAUUGGGAUGACAUACUCGGCAAAAAAGUCCCGCCACCAUUUUUGCCCAGCAUUUCAUCACCUACCGAUACAUCUAAUUUCGACGAAGAAUUUACACGCGAAGUACCCGUUCUAACGCCGGUACAUAGUCAUCUGAACUCCGAGGCUCAAAACGAAUUUCGUGGGUUCUCGUAUGUGGCGGAGUGGUAA